Solea senegalensis (Senegalese sole) is the source of this 1370-nucleotide messenger RNA. RefSeq names its product RNA (guanine-7-) methyltransferase (gene rnmt). The transcript has 11 exons. Lineage: Eukaryota; Metazoa; Chordata; Actinopteri; Pleuronectiformes; Soleidae. Gene Ontology annotation, cellular component: nucleus. Gene Ontology annotation, biological process: 7-methylguanosine mRNA capping. Gene Ontology annotation, molecular function: mRNA 5'-cap (guanine-N7-)-methyltransferase activity. Bases 55 to 1245 code for a protein of 396 amino acids. The record is from RefSeq and is a predicted model, not a curated record.
GAAAAGGACAAAUGUGACGUCACCACAGCCGGAACAGGACGUGGGUCACAGCGCAUGCGCCCAGUCUGCAGACACCACUCAAAGAUGAAGUCUCAGUCUGUGAGGACAGAAACGGUGAAGGACGGAGGAGAUGAGGAGGAAGGAAGGACUUUAGGAGCAAGAGGAGAAGGAGACAGAAAAGCCAUGAUAAGGAGACACGAGGAGGAAGAGGACAAAGAGGUCACCACACCAAAGAAGAGCGCGACUGACCAUGGUGUGAAGGUGGCGAGUCACUACAACAGGCUGCAGGAAGUUGGUCUGGCUGCUCGAAGUCAAAGCAGAAUCUUCUUCAUGAGGAACUUUAACAACUGGUUGAAGAGCGUCUUAAUCGGUGAGAUUGUGGACCAGGUGCGAGGGGCGGGGCAUCAGCAGGUGUCUGUUUUAGACCUUGGCUGUGGAAAAGGAGGAGACCUCCUGAAGUGGAGAAAAGGCGGAAUCGAUCACCUGGUCUGUGCAGAUAUUGCAGCAGUGUCAGUGGAGCAAUGUCAGAAUCGUUAUGAAGACAUGAAGAGGAAAGGUCACUUCAAAAUCUUCAGUGCUCAGUUUAUCGCCGCAGACUGCACCAAGGAGUUCCUGUCGGAGAAGUUUGACGACCCUGAGUUGACUUUCGACAUCUGCAGUUGUCAGUUUGUGUAUCAUUACUCGUUCGAGAGCGAGCAGAAAGCAGAUGUGAUGUUGAGGAACGCCUGCGAACGCCUCAAACCAGGAGGAUACUUCAUCGGCACGACGCCAGACGCCUUUGAACUUGUUAAACGUCUGGAGGCAUCGGACUCUUUGUCGUUUGGUAACGAGGUUUUUAAAGUCUCCUUUCAGUCGAAAGGUUCGUAUCCUCUGUUCGGGUGUCAGUAUCACUUCAGCCUCGAGGACGUCGUCGACGUCCCAGAAUUCCUUGUUUACUUUCCUCUACUUGAGCACAUGGCCAAGCGCUACAACAUGCGUCUGGUGAUGAAGAAGCGCUUCUCUGAGUUUGCAGAGGAGAAGGUGAAGAACGAGCAUCAUCGCAGUCUGAUGAUGAAGAUGACGGCUCUGGAGUCGUUUCCAUGUGAGGACGGAGCUCGUCAGGCCACAGACGACAGGACAGAGUACUGCCAUGCUAAAGAGCACUGCAGCAGGGCAGGAGUCAAACUACCACUGGGAACUCUGAGCAGAUCUGAGUGGGAAGCAACCAGUAUCUACCUGGUGUUUGUCUUUCAGAAAAUGUCCUGACUCCUCUGCUCCUACGUCGACCACCUUUUGUUUUUGUUGACCUGUUUUCUUUUUGAUUGUUAAGUGUUUACUGUUAAAAUGAAGAAGAAUACAUUUAAAGUUGUGGAAAUAAAAACUAAAGUGUC